Paralichthys olivaceus (Japanese flounder) is the source of this 2307-nucleotide messenger RNA. Lineage: Eukaryota; Metazoa; Chordata; Actinopteri; Pleuronectiformes; Paralichthyidae. The record is from RefSeq and is a predicted model, not a curated record.
UGAGCGCGGCAGCAGGGAGAGGGAGGAUGGAGAUAUGUGUGCUCCUCGUGGAGCAGGGGGCAGGGCUGGAGAUACCAAACCGCAGAGGAAUGGUCCCACUGCUCAGUGCCUCCAAACACGGACACACACAGGUUGCAGAGUUGUUGCUGAAGCAAAGCGCAGACAUCAAUGUCAGUGACAAGCAGGGGCGCACUGCACUGAUGCUGGCUGCCUCCGAGGGCCACACAGGCACUGUUGAACUCCUGCUGUCAAAGGGGGCGUCUUUGUCCGCCGCUGAUCAGGAGGGGCUGACUGCCCUGAGCUGGGCCUGCCUGAAGGGACAGAAAGGUGCGGUGCAGCUUCUGGUGGAGGCCGGCGCAGACCUGAACCAGCCGGACAGACAGGGGCGGACGCCUCUCGAUCUGGCUGCUCUGAACGGGGAUGCAGACACAGUGCAUUGCCUGGUGGAACACGGAGCGGUGCUGGAGAGAGACAACAGCACCAGAGGAUCAGACCGGGCGACCGGCUGCCAGAACCCGGCCCUGGUGGCCUCGCUGCUUAAGAAAGGAUCCAAAGCAGGCUACAGAACGUCUCUGCAUGAUCGAUCAGGUCAUGCUACGUGGGCUAUGGCUUCUUCCAAACCAGACAUUCUCCUCAUCCUGCUGCAGAAGCUGAUGGAGGAAGGGAACAUGCUUUACAAGGGACGUAUGAAGGAGGCGGGCCAGCGGUACCAGUACGCCCUGAGGAAGUUGCCACGUGAGGGUCAAGGAGAGGAGCUGAAAGGGCUGAAGGAGCUGCGGGUCUCCCUUUAUCUCAACCUCUCCCGCUGCCGCAGGAAAACCAACGAUUUCGGUUUAGCUGAGGAGUUUGCAACAAAGGCCUUGGAACUCAAACCCAGGUCUUAUGAAGCACAUUAUGCCAGAGCACGCGCCAAAAGGAGCAGCAGGCAGUUUGCUGCAGCGCUGGCAGACCUCCAUGAAGCAGCACGACUCUGUCCAUCCAACCGGGAGAUCCGACGCCUGCUGUCUCGGGUAGAGGAGGAAUGCAAACAUCAUCAGAAGGCAACCAGCACCAACUCGAUGCAGGGUUACAACAGGGACCUGUACACCCACCACCAUCAAGGCACAGACGAAGAGACUGACGCCUAUUCACAGGGAAGUCUCGAGAGGCAAGUCCCCGAGGAGCACGCUGAUGCAGAGAAGGAGGACGAGAAGGAGGAUGGUGAUGAGGUGAGCCUGCCCUGUGGGAAAAGCCCAGAUUUUUGGCCUCUGAAUCCAUACGCUCCAAACAGGACUCUCCCUGGAGGUGUGGCCUUCGGUUUAACAGAUCAGGUGCCACAUUUCCCUCAGGAAGAGUAUGUACAGAACCAGCUGUUUGUGGACUUGCCUGAGCCAGUUCCUGCUAUCAACAGGCAGACCCAGAACCACGGCAGCAGGACUCAUCACCAUUGCCACUCCCUCCAGUCAGGGGGCAGAGUUGGGGGCAGGCCUCUCUCUCUGUGCGGCCCCUCCAGUCCGCUGCCGGGUAGACACAUCUCCACCUCCCUGAGGCCCGCGCCAGUGCUGGGCAUCGACAUCGGCCCAGGAUCAGUCAAUGAACACUGUGGACACAGCCCCACUGAGCUCUAUCACCCCAUGUCCCCCAACAGCUCCUCCCCACCUGGACCUCUGCACAUGUACCAGCCCCGCUCAUCCAGCUUCUCCAGGGGAUCCGACAGACUUUCCACCCACUCUGUGGCUCUGGAUGGCCUGGCCCUGGCUCUGGGAUCCGGCAUGGAGGUCAGGAGGGAGAGCGGAGGAGGGGGCACAGCAGGCUCACGGGGCUCUAGCUCCAGUCAGGCCUCCAGCGGGAACCUGUCAGACGGCGGCAGGCAGCAGGUGCUGGAUGCCCCGUGCCCCAUCAAGAGCAGUGGUAGCUUCAAAACAAAACCUGAGCUAAAGCCCCGGCCUUUCAUGGGAGUAAUGGACAAAGCAGUGCGAGUUCAGGGCCAGCAGACGUCUGGCCGUCAGGGGCAGGGAGGAGGGUUGGAGAGUUUCAGCAUGUCAGUCAUGGAGUUCCAAGGGUUGAACAAUGACUUCAAGCGCGCCUCCUUCCAGGAGCAACUCUCUGGAAGUCAGGUAAGCAGCCAGCAGCAGGGCCGCGAGUUUGGGGAAAGGCUGCACCAGCGAGAAGCAAGAGGUUCCACAUCCUCCCAACUCCGCUUUCCUGAUGGGAGGCACAGACAGGCGAGCCUCACCAGAGACAACCCAGCUCUGCACAUGGCUCCCAUCAAACCCAAACGCUCCUUUAUAGAGUCUAACGUCUGAACAUAGUCUAUCAAAGCACAGA